Messenger RNA from Panicum virgatum (switchgrass), 908 nucleotides. RefSeq lists its product as uncharacterized. The transcript has a single exon. The record is from RefSeq and is a predicted model, not a curated record. Lineage: Eukaryota; Viridiplantae; Streptophyta; Magnoliopsida; Poales; Poaceae. The coding region runs from base 69 to 632 and encodes 187 amino acids.
CGCUCGCCUGUCCCCUGCAACCUGCAUGCUCUCUUGCUGCCAUCUCCCAGAUCGCGACUUGCAUCCGAAUGAUCGGAUCAGGAUUCAGGAUAAAGGAGAGCCAGCUAGUGGGGCAGCCGGCAGUGAGUAGGUUGGUAGGUAUACGUGCACGUCUCGCCAACGCACCGCAAGCCGGCGAGGCAGCAGCCGCAGAGAGAAAAGGGGAAGCGACCCCGACGGGCGCGAUGGGGAGGAGCGGCGCCGGCGGCGAGGCGGCGGGGACGAGGCAGCAGCAGUUCGGGAGCAUGGACGAGUUCUGGGGCUUCUACCUGAGCCAGCACUCCAAGCCGGGGACGCGGCGGUGGCACUUCCUCGGCACGCUGGCCUCGCUCGCCUGCGCGGCGCUCGCGGCCGCCACGGGCCGCGCCGCGCCGCUCCUCGCGGCGCCCGUGCUCGGGUACGGCAUGGCGUGGUACAGCCACUUCUUCGUGGAGGGCAACCGCCCGGCCACGUUCGGCCACCCCGUGUGGUCCCUGCUCUGCGACUACCGCAUGUUCGGGCUCAUCCUCACCGGCCGGAUCGACGCCGAGCUCGACCGGCUCCGAAUCCAGCCUCGGCCCGACGCCCCGGCGACCUCUGCGCACCAGGACUGAUCCGCCUUGACGCUUGUCCAUCUUCCAUGCAGUGUUGGAGGACUCCUAAAUCGAUCAUACCAUUACCAUGGAGCAGUUUGUGCCUGCUUCCUGGUAAUAUUGAUACCAGUAAUCACACAGGUUGUAUCUCUAGAGACAGACAAUCAGAUAUACCAUGUUCAUGGUUUCUGUGCUUUAUUUCUCCGAUCUUAUUCUACUUUUCUGUUUGGUUUGCCUACAAAAGAAGUCUCACUAGUUUUUUUAUUUGAUAAAAAAGAAGUCUCACUAGUUCAUUGA